Opisthocomus hoazin is the source of this 777-nucleotide messenger RNA. Lineage: Eukaryota; Metazoa; Chordata; Aves; Opisthocomiformes; Opisthocomidae. The record is from RefSeq and is a predicted model, not a curated record.
AUGCCCAGGCCAUGCUCGGAGCCACCACGGACGCUGAAGCCCAGCUUGCCGUCUGCGCUCUUCUCCACCGUGAUGGCAUUGAUGAUGUCGCUCUCGUUGCUGGCAGGCAUGGUGCCCCCGGGGCUGACAGAGGACCAGCUUUGGCGGGCGAAGUACAUCUACGACUCAGCUUUCCACCCUGACACGGGCGAGAAGAUGCUCCUCAUAGGGCGCAUGUCCGCCCAGGUCCCCAUGAACAUGACCAUCACCGGUUGCAUGCUGACCUUCUACAGGACCACGCCGGCCGUGCUGUUCUGGCAGUGGGUCAACCAAUCCUUCAACGCCAUUGUCAACUACACCAACCGCAGCGGGGAUGCGCCCAUCACCCCCAGCCAGCUGGGGACGGCCUAUGUGAGUGCGACCACGGGGGCAGUUGUCACAGCACUGGGGCUCAAAUCGCUCACCAAGGUAAGCCGCUACGUGCCCUUCGCGGCCGUGGCUGCUGCCAACUGCAUCAACAUCCCGCUGAUGCGGCAGAGAGAGCUCAAGCUGGGGAUCCCCGUCACAGAUGAGAACGGGAACCGCCUGGGCGAAUCCACAGCCGCAGCCCAGAAGGCCAUUUGCCAGGUGGUGGUGUCCCGCAUCGGCAUGGCAGCCCCGGCCAUGGAUGGGCAUCGCCAGCCCGCGGGUGGGGGGCACUUGGUGUUUGCGACCCCGCUGUGCUGCGCACUCUUCCCGCAGAAAAGUACCCACCCCGUCUGGGGGGCUAUGCAGCCCCGUGCACCCAGGGCAGGCUGA